CUGAAUCACGUGAUGCGGCGGGAGCGCCGUUGGCUCCUCCCUCCCCAAGAUGGCGUCUCUGCUGCAGUCGGAGCGAGUUCUCUACCUGGUUCAGGGAGAGAAGAAAGUUCGGGCGCCGCUCUCGCAGCUCUACUUCUGCCGUUACUGUAGCGAGCUACGGUCGCUGGAAUGUGUGUCUCACGAGGUGGACUCCCAUUAUUGUCCCAGUUGCUUAGAGAAUAUGCCAUCAGCUGAAGCUAAAUUAAAGAAAAAUAGGUGCGCCAACUGCUUUGACUGUCCUGGCUGCACGCAUACUCUCUCUACCCGUGCAACGAGCAUCUCCACACCGCUUCCAGAUGACCCAGCUAAAACCACCAUGAAGAAAGCUUAUUACCUUGCCUGUGGGUUUUGUCGCUGGACAUCUAGAGAUGUGGGCGUGGCAGACAAAUCUGCAGCUAGUGGAGGUUGGCAGGAGCCAGAAAAUCCUCACACACAACGGAUGAACAAGUUAAUUGAGUAUUACCAGCAACUUGCCCAGAAAGAAAAGGUUGAACGAGAUCGGAAGAAACUGGCACGACGUAGAAACUACAUGCCUCUGGCUUUUUCGGACAAAUAUGGUCUUGGAACCAGGCUUCAACGGCCACGAGCGGGUGCAUCCAUUAGUACCCUUGCUGGACUUUCCCUUAAAGAAGGUGAGGAUCAGAAAGAGAUAAAGAUUGAGCCAGCUCAGGCUGUGGAUGAAGUGGAACCUCUACCCGAAGACUAUUACACAAGACCAGUAAAUUUAACAGAGGUGACCACCCUUCAGCAGCGCCUCUUACAGCCUGACUUCCAGCCAAUCUGUGCUUCACAGCUCUAUCCUCGACACAAGCAUCUUCUCAUCAAACGGUCCCUGCGUUGCCGGAAAUGUGAACAUAAUUUGAGCAAGCCAGAAUUUAAUCCAACAUCCAUCAAAUUCAAAAUCCAAUUGGUUGCUGUCAAUUAUAUUCCAGAAGUGAGAAUCAUGUCAAUUCCAAACCUUCGCUACAUGAAGGAGAGCCAGGUUCUCCUGACUCUUACGAAUCCCGUGGAAAACCUCACCCAUGUGACUCUGUUGGAGUGUGAAGAGGGGGACCCUGAUAAUGUCAACAGCACUGCUAAGGUGGUGGUGCCUCCCAAAGAGCUGGUUCUAGCUGGCAAGGAUGCAGCAGCAGAGUAUGAUGAGUUGGCAGAACCCCAGGACUUUCAAGACGACCCUGACAUUAUAGCCUUCAGAAAAGCCAACAAAGUGGGCAUUUUCAUCAAAGUUACCCCACAGCAUGAGGAGGGCGAAGUGACCGUGUGCUUCAAGAUGAAGCAUGAUUUCAAAAACCUGGCUGCCCACAUCCGCCCUAUCGAGGAAAGUGACCAGGGCACGGAAGUCAUCUGGCUCAUCCAGCAUGUGGAACUCAGCUUGGGCCCACUUCUUCCUUAAAAGAUUCCCUUGGUGAACAGAUCUCAACCACAUCUGUGGCACCACAACCCUGUGUUAAAACAUGGAAGCUUGUGCUUCGUUAGGCCUUGUUUAUAAUGAUGUACUCAUGCACUACUGAAUCCCGUUCCUUCGAGUGAAGCAUAGGCCAGGUACUGGAAAUGCAGUAAGACUUUUGUUCCUCUUGCUCUUGCUCUCACUCUGUUUACACCAAUAAGUCUGUGUCUCCCUUACUCAGCCCUGCACGUUCAAUAAUACCAUAGCUCCAUCCCAGGAAAGAGAUGGCUGUUCCUCAGAGUAGCAUUAGAUACCACCUGAGAAACCAUUCUCUCUCUCGCUCUCUCUCUCUGUCUCUCACUGAUCUCACACAGUCUAACAGAUGAAACAUUAAGUGAUAAUCUAAACUUGGAACUGUUGUAAAUGAUAUACCCUCAGUGUCGGUGUACACUGCUCUCUGUGUUCCAUUAAAUAUAAACUAGCAUUCUGGAACACGUCCCUUCACUUGCCCUUAUGGUCCUCAUUUUGGCAUAGAUUUCCGCUUAACAGAAAAUAGAAUUGUUGUCUUCAGGUGUUGUCUUAAGGUGGAGGAGACCUGUAAAAAUCUUAAGGCACUCUCUUUGCCCUUUUCUUCUAAGUAAGUAUAGGACACUUAUUUACCAGUUCUCUUAAACUUUUCCUCAGUAGAAUAUGGAACUUUGAAGAUUAAUUUGAGAAGCAAGUAAUUACAUGUUACAUCACAUUCCGUUCACUUUAAACAUUGCCACAAUAUCUAGGGCUAAUGAUGCCACAGGGAGGCAGACUAUAUAUCUCACUCCCUAGCCUUGCUCUGUUUAAUUCAAGAAAUUGUUCUGAGUAUUUGGGACCUGGAAAGAGCCCAAAGAAAACCUAACUGGACAAGUUUAUUUCUGGAAUUUGGAAAACAUAGUAAAGGUUCAAUUUUUAGCAUGA
Dipodomys ordii (Ord's kangaroo rat) is the source of this 2377-nucleotide messenger RNA. It is a transcript of the gene Dctn4, whose product is annotated as dynactin 4 (p62). The coding region runs from base 50 to 1432 and encodes 460 amino acids. The transcript has 13 exons. The record is from RefSeq and is a predicted model, not a curated record. Lineage: Eukaryota; Metazoa; Chordata; Mammalia; Rodentia; Heteromyidae. Gene Ontology annotation, cellular component: dynactin complex.